CAUCAUAUUUUCAAAAUGGGAGGAGAGGAUGUCUUUGUUGGAUCGAUUUGAUAAGAAACAAAUUCCUCCUCCCUUUGAUCACAAUGGCGACAUAGGGCUUUCAGAUGAGUUUUUUGAUAAAACUUGGAUUCUGGUUGCCUUUUGUGGUACUACACUUAGUGCAUAUCGUGUUAAAAUUCAUGCUGACGGUGAUCUUGAGCCCAUAUCUUAUAGGAAGCUAAAGGAAAGUUGUUAUCAGGAAGGUUGGGAUGACCUCAUAACUUAUCCACUAGCUGAUAUUGGAGGUGGAAAAUUUUUUGUGGUCACUGAUUCUUACAAUGUAGGUCUCUUGAUGUAUGUGUUCCAAAUUGAUUUUACACUUGAACAUCACAUCCAAUCCUUUGCAAGUGGUGUUGGAGCCUCUUCAAAAAUCCUUUACUAUAAGAAAUUCCAACGUGGGUAUGCUAUUGAUUGUUUUUGUAUUGCCUCUGCCCCUCCAACAAUUGAAGACCAAGAUAGGGUGGAAAAUACAAGUAAAAGGGAGAGGAGUGGGGAUGAAACCAUGUAUAAGUCCAAGAUCCUCCGUUCUUUAUGAGUAUAGUGGUAUUCUUAUAUUUUGAGUGUUUAAGUGAACAAAACUGCAAUCCAUCCUAUCUUCUUGGAGACUUCAAUGGUAGAUUAGGUAUUUUUUGGGAGUGUUUAAGUGAACAGAACUGCAACUCGUACUAUCCUCUUGGAGACUUCCAAUGGCAGUUUAGGUAUUGUUAGAAGUAGGAAUUGUGUGUAUGUUGAUUUUGGUCGCAAGGAAAUGGAUAAAGUUACAGAAUCUUUUUUUUCAGAAGAUAAGAUGUUUUCGGAAUUGACCCUAAAAUAUACCUUGAUAUUUCACAAUUUCAUUCCUGCCCCUUAUUAUUAUAUGUAUUUGUGCAUUUACUUGUAAGCUAGUGAUCUUAUCAAAAUUGUUGUCUACUAAAUCUGAACAAGCUGAUUUUUACA
This is a messenger RNA of Ipomoea nil (Japanese morning glory), 975 nucleotides long. RefSeq lists its product as uncharacterized. The transcript has 3 exons. The record is from RefSeq and is a predicted model, not a curated record. NCBI's taxonomy places the organism in Eukaryota, Viridiplantae, Streptophyta, Magnoliopsida, Solanales, Convolvulaceae. The coding region runs from base 29 to 574 and encodes 181 amino acids.